Messenger RNA from Lathyrus oleraceus (garden pea), 1699 nucleotides. Its product is annotated as UDP-galactose/UDP-glucose transporter 5. The record is from RefSeq and is a predicted model, not a curated record. The coding region runs from base 219 to 1286 and encodes 355 amino acids. Lineage: Eukaryota; Viridiplantae; Streptophyta; Magnoliopsida; Fabales; Fabaceae. Gene Ontology annotation, molecular function: 3'-phosphoadenosine 5'-phosphosulfate transmembrane transporter activity. Gene Ontology annotation, cellular component: endoplasmic reticulum membrane; Golgi membrane. Gene Ontology annotation, biological process: 3'-phosphoadenosine 5'-phosphosulfate transport; transmembrane transport. The transcript has 11 exons.
AGAAUACAAAUGUGAGUUAAUCUAAGAUGGCGUAGAAAGCCAUGCGCAUGAUGAGGUGGUGAACCUCACUCUUCUUCCCUUUCCCUUUUUAACAUAACAGAAAUAUACACACAAAUACAAAACUUGGUCUAAGCUCUUUCGACUCGAGUGGGUCCCGCAGUCGCUACACUCAAUCAAUCUAUCAAUCCGACGCCGUUUAUGUUCUUCGAGUUCCAGCUAUGGCGGAAUCAUCAUCUUCCACCACUCAUGCUUUCAGAGAUAAUUUAUGGAAAGGCAUUUUCGCUGUUUCCGGAAUCAUGCUUACCCUCGUUACCUAUGGCGUCUUACAGGAAAAGAUCAUGAGAAUACCAUAUGGAGUAGAAAAGGAGUAUUUCAAGUAUUCACUCUUUCUUGUUUUCUGCAACCGGAUCAUGACGUCUGCUGUUUCUGCUGGUUCUUUGCUGGCAAGUAAAAAAGCAUUGGACCCAGUGGCUCCCAUUUAUAAGUAUGGCCUUGUAUCAGUAUCAAACAUACUAACCACAACUUGUCAGUAUGAGGCCCUCAAGUAUGUUAGUUUUCCUGUUCAGACUCUUGCGAAGUGUGCGAAAAUGAUACCAGUUAUGGUCUGGGGUACAAUUAUCAUGCAGAAGAGGUAUAAGGGACCUGACUAUUUGUUGGCUUUUUUAGUUACCCUUGGCUGCUCAGUAUUUAUCCUAUAUCCGGCAGGAACAGACCUAAGUCCAUACAGCAGAGGAAGGGAAAAUACAGUUUGGGGCGUUCUUCUAAUGGGUGGCUAUCUUGGGUUUGAUGGCUUUACAAGCACAUUCCAAGAUAAGAUGUUUAGAGGCUAUGACAUGGAGAUACAUAAUCAGAUAUUUUAUACAACAUUGUGUUCUUGUAUUCUUAGUCUGACAGGUCUUAUUGUACAAGGACAAAUGAUACUAGCAGUAGAGUUUGUGUACCGGCAUCAUGAUUGUUUCUUUGACAUAGCAUUACUUUCGACUGUUGCAACAAUAAGCCAAUUUUUCAUUUCCUACACAAUUCGCACUUUUGGUGCUCUGACAUUUGCUACCAUAAUGACCACCAGACAGCUGGUGAGCAUUAUGCUGUCCUGUGUGUGGUUUUCCCAUCCUCUUAGCUGGGAGCAGUGGAUUGGAGCAGUCAUUGUCUUCGGCUCCCUUUAUGCAAAAAGUUUCUGGAAGAAAGCGCCUCAGAAGACAACAUCACCUCAGAAGACAACAUCCCCAACAUCCACAGUAGAGCUUGUUCAAAAUGAGGAAUCGAAUAAUUUGAAGGACAACCCCUGACUAAGAUAGAGUUAAAGAAUACUGACCUUACACCUGACAAUGUCUGAAGGGAUUCAGUUUUAACUUCAAGAGGUGCACAUUCAGUCUUAUACAAAGAUGGUUUGACUUAAAUUCAGACAACUUAAAUUCAGACAGCACCAAGUGCAGCUAGAUUCCUGGAUUUUGACAUCACUGUCAUAACAAUAGAGAACUUGAAAAGGAUGUUGUUAACCCCACAUUUUUCCUCAGGGGAGAUCAAUUUUGGACCUUACUAAAGCCAAAAGAUGUUUAAUGAUUGAGAUAUGUAUAAUGCGUUGCUCAAGCAAAGUUGUUUUUGUUCAGUUUUUCAGAUGUGUUGGAGGGAAAGAUGGAAGGUUUGUGCUAAUUUUUGGGGUCAAUUAUUUACUUAAUUUAAUAUCAUUAUUGGCAAUUUA